Cinclus cinclus is the source of this 351-nucleotide messenger RNA. RefSeq names its product somatostatin (gene SST). The record is from RefSeq and is a predicted model, not a curated record. Gene Ontology annotation, biological process: regulation of cell migration. Gene Ontology annotation, cellular component: extracellular region. The transcript has 2 exons. NCBI's taxonomy places the organism in Eukaryota, Metazoa, Chordata, Aves, Passeriformes, Cinclidae. Bases 1 to 351 code for a protein of 116 amino acids. Gene Ontology annotation, molecular function: hormone activity.
AUGCUGUCGUGCCGCCUCCAGUGCGCCCUGGCCCUGCUCUCCAUCGCCCUGGCCUUCGGCACCGUCUCGGCCGCCCCCUCGGACCCGCGGCUCCGGCAGUUCCUGCAGAAGUCGCUGGCCGCCGCCGCCGGGAAGCAGGAACUGGCCAAGUACUUUUUGGCAGAACUGCUUUCAGAGCCAAGUCAGACAGAAAAUGAAGCCCUGGAGUCUGAGGACUUGUCCCGAGGGGCUGAGCAGGAUGAAGUGAGACUGGAGCUGGAGCGCUCGGCUAACUCAAACCCCGCUCUGGCACCCCGGGAACGCAAAGCAGGUUGCAAGAACUUCUUCUGGAAAACUUUCACAUCCUGUUAG